Molecule: messenger RNA, 4461 nt
Organism: Lytechinus pictus (painted urchin)
Lineage: Eukaryota; Metazoa; Echinodermata; Echinoidea; Temnopleuroida; Toxopneustidae
Exons: 5
Coding region: 552-1871 (439 amino acids)
Biological process (GO): DNA repair
Cellular component (GO): nucleus
Molecular function (GO): double-stranded DNA binding; polynucleotide 3'-phosphatase activity; ATP-dependent polydeoxyribonucleotide 5'-hydroxyl-kinase activity
Source: RefSeq, a predicted model, not a curated record
AUUGUAAUGUGGCCAGCUGACCAAGCGGUGAAAAAAAAAGUGGAAGUAGGCCCUACCACUAUUAACUUAGCUAUACCCCGUGGUUGACCUAAUCUUACUCAACAAAAAAUGCGAAGAUCCCAUAAAAAUAAAGUGAGUAAACUCAAACUGUGUGAUGGCAGAAUAGAAGCAGGGAAAAGCUGGAGCUAAUCUUACCGAAGACGGAAAAGCGAAGUUAAUUUUCUCCAAGACUCCAACCUGCGCUGCUAUUCCUGCUAAUUAAUUCCGCCGGCCCUAGCUAGCCCUGGCGCCAGCGCGCGAGCGCAGCCAGGCCGGCCUCGCCGGCCAGGGCCAUGAUCGUGACGUGAUCUGCACCGAAUGGGAUGGGCGUGUCAGUGUGUGUAGUUUGUGGACCGUAAAUAGAGCCAACAAGCUCAAACCUGUCACCUAAAAAUAGGCUUUUAUGUCCGCCACACUGCGGUGUAUAAAAGUGUACAGAAAGCUGAAAUUGUGUUAUUUUGAACGUUUACAUUCAAACUGCACACACACUUCGAUCUCGUCAACAAAUCGAAAUGGCUCGAAAGAGGAAAGGAGCUCCAGAUACAGUUGCAUCGUCGAAGAAGGUAGAUGAUCGCGGUGAUGCCGGGGUUUCGAAACCCAAGCAGGCCAAACGUGCAGCGGCGUCCAAGACUGCUGACCCGAACCAGCAUGUAUUCUACGAUGCUGAUUGGAGCGGAGUUGGUGAAGAAAGCUCAAAAGGUUUCCCUCCUGUUAUACAGCUAACAGGACCAGGGAUUAAAGGAUCCAGUAAAGUGGCUGGAUUUGAUCUCGAUUACACCCUCAUUAAACCGAAAAGUGGCAAAAAGUGGCCCACAGGUCCAUCAGAUUGGAUGCUGUUGAAUGACAAGGUGGAAAAGAAACUGAAAGAACUUCACAAAGAUGGCUACAAGAUCGUCAUCAUAUCUAAUCAGAGGGGUAUAGAAAAGGGACACACAAAACCAACCGAUUUUCAGCUCAAGAUCAAUCAGAUUGCCAAUGCAUUGCAGCUGCCCAUUCAGUGUUUUGCAUCUACUGGUGAGAAUCACUAUCGCAAACCAGGAACUAUGAUGUGGGACUUGGCAGUCGGCGAGGAGAAUGGUGGCAUCAAGGCCGACUACGCCAAGUGCAUGUACGUAGGUGAUGCAGCAGGCCGUGCCAAGAACUGGGCCCCAGGGAAGCCUCGGGAUUUCUCCUGCUCCGAUCGUAUGUUUGCUCACAAUAUUGGUAUUCAGUUUCACACACCAGAAGAGUUUUUUCUUGGUGAGAAGGCUGCUCCAUUUGAAUGGCAUUCAUGUGAUCCUGUCAAAGCUUUAGAAGAAGGAGAGGCAAGGAAAACGGUUAAAGAAUACCAUCAAAAGGACAAGAAGGUGAAAGACCUUGUGAUCAUGGUUGGACCUCCAGCAUCGGGUAAAAGUACUUUUGCCAAGGCCAUGCUAGUCAGCAAUGGAUACGAGUGGAUCAACAGAGAUACCCUCAACACUCCUGCUAAGUGUUUCAAAGCUACAGAGGCAGCAAUCAGUGCAGGCAAGAAUGUCGUGAUUGACAACACCAACCCUUCAAAGUCUGCGAGGGCAGAUUACAUCGACUUGGCGAAAGAAGCAGGCUAUGUUGUACGAUGUUUCAUCAUGGAUACUCCCUUAGAGCUGGCUUUUCACAUGAACAUGUACCGACAGUCACUGACAGAGGGCGGUGUUCGUCGCAUCCCACAGGUGGCUUAUAACAUUUACAAGAAGAACUACAUGGCUCCUACCCUAGAUGAGGGCUUUAAGACCAUUGAGAAGAUUCAGUUUGAACCAAGAUUCAACAGCGAUAAGGAUCGGGAUCUGUUUCUGCAGAAAACAGACAUGAGUUAAGACUCGUAACAUAAAGCUUAGCACUCAUCGUAGAGCAUAUUUUACAGUUGAUUGCAUUGACUACAAUUAAUGUACUAUCAAUCAUGAAAAAUCAAUUGCUGACCUUUGUGUUAAUGUACCCUCUUGUUCUCUGAGAACUUUCAUGCAAAGGUGUUAGAUCUACAUGUAUGAAAAAAAAAGAUAAUUAUAAUGAGCUAUCCACCGCAUAGUCUUUCUAGUACACUACCUUCUUGUUUUUAUAUAUGUAUCUUUUCUACAAGCUGUGCAAUCAUUUACAUUAUUUGCUUCAGGUACAGAAUAAAUCAAUAUUCUAGCAUACAGAUAUUGUCAUGAUUUUUUAAUUUAUUUAAAAUGAGUUAUUUUGAACUAGCCCUAGCUAUGGUGAGAAAAUACCCCCCCCAAAAAAAAAAAAAAAAAAAAAAAAAAUCACUUCACACAGUAAUUCAAGACCUUUAUAGUGGAGUACACAACCUUAUGAGUUAAAAAUGGCCCAUCAAGAGGCUUGUACUAUCUGUUCAGCUGAAUUUCAACUUUAUUUUAGCUUAAUACAGUACAUUGAAUUCAUGAGUAAAGAUGAAAUUAACCACCAAUCGUGUGGAAACCAUAUGUACACAAAGCCUAUGAGAGUUUGUAUCUGUGCCUUGAUAACACAGCAAAAAAAAAAUGGAUAAUGAGAUAUUAACAAAAACUGCCAUAUGUCUUUCUGUUUUUAUAUUUUAUAACAACACAUUGACCUUGAUAUAUAUCACAUAUUGUAGUUGUUUUAAUUGAAAGCUAUUGAAAGUAUGAAUGGUCAUCUUGGUGAUAUCAAAUCUUUAUAAAUCAGUACCUUUUGCAUUCUGGAAGUGGUAUAGACAUUAUAAAGCUGUAUUUCAAGAAUUUACAUCGUCUGUAAAUGUGUAAUAUCAUGUAAAAAAAAUAUAUUGUCAACUUAAGCCAUUGUAAGAUAACUUACAAUUAAGCCAUUAUUAGAGAACUUACCUUGCCAAAAUUUUUAACUUCAGGGAAUAAUUUUCCUGGUAUCGCAUCGCAAUUUCCUCCACAUUUUGAAAGACUGCUAUGUAUAAAGACUUUUUUAGUAGCAUAUUUUUACAUAGGACUGUACAUUACUUAGUUGAGAGCUUUUCUCUUAUGACCAAAAAUGCUACCGUAUUCAAAUUUGUAAAGCAAAAUUAUUCCCUGAACUUUUUUUAUAUGAAAUCAUAAGUUAUUAUUCUUGAUACAGAAUAAUUAUCUAAUUACCCAAUACAUGCGUUUGGACAUGGCUAUUUAACAUCCAACAUGUAAGACUAUAUUUAUACUGAACAGAUCAUUUUUCUGCUAUAAUAGAUACAUGUAGAUCUAGAUGAAUUUCAAGAACUUGAUUGCUGCCAUUUUUGUACCUACCAAACUCAUUCAUUCUUUAAAGUGUGAUUUUUAUCUAGAACAGAUGAAUGUAAUUUGAAUAUUGUUGUGCCUAGUUUCAGGUUGUGAAAGUAGAUGUGACAGACAUUUAGAUUACAAGGAAUUCAGGUGAAUGUGUUUUUGUGAAGAAAUGUAUUUCAGAUUGAUCAUCAUGCGUUGUAUGCGACAUUCAGCAUAUCAGAAAUUGAAAGUAGUAGUAAACAAUUACACAUAGUUAACUUCAGUUGAUAUGUUUAAAGUCAUUCCGUGUUAAAAAAAUACCAUAGCUGUUUUAUAAAUACAGAUUACUAAAGAUUUCAGUAUAGUCUCAAAUGUGUUAACAAAUCGUAACUCUAUGUAUAUAUGGUUUGUCAUUGACAUACACUUAGUUUAGUCUUGAUUGCAAAAUUGAUAAAAUUUAUUGUAUUUCUAUAUUACAAGAGUCAGGUAGAGAGAGCUCUAGGAUUUAUUUUUUUUGUAUCCUAGUCAUGAAUUAUCAGUACUGAAAUAUUUACUGAAAUUAUAUUUUGAUCCGUGUAUUUGGAUUAUUAUCAAUGUUCUAUUGAAUUGCAUUUGUUGAAAAUGUAUUUUAGAUGUCACUGUAUUCUCUUUGAUUCAUUUCAGAUAAUACUCAAAACACUUCAAUAAGAAUCGUUCAUGUAUGCAAAAGUCGAUUUUUUUUUUAUCUCUUUGAUUCAUUUCAGAUAAUACUCAAAACACUUCAAUAAGAAUCGUUCAUGUAUGCAAAAGUCGAUUUUUUUUUUUAAAUAUAGAUGUACAUGUACCAAGCUAUCACAGACAGAGAUCUGAUUUUCAGGUUGUCUGUGGUGGAUUUAAACAAUGUUAAGAUAAUUCAACUGAAGAGUUAGUAAAUGAAAAGGAAUUAUUUCAAUACCAGUAAAAAUGUGUUUUUUAAAAAUGUAUAGAGCACUUAAAAAGUGACAACAGGGAAUUUGUGAAACCGCAAUUAGUUCAAGAUUUGAAAACCAGCAAUCAUACAGAUUAGUAUGGUUUGGAGGAAGGGGCAAGAUGUUACCUUUAAUAUAUUCUUAUUAUAACCAAUUAAGUCUAUCUGGAUCAAUUUUCCUUACCAAAGAUGGAGUUCAUGUGGUUAACAUAAAAGUGUCUUUCAUUGCCAAUAGUGUUUGUGUAAUCAUGUAUUUUUAUGUGGAUUGAAUUUAUGAAAUAGAGCAAUAUCAGCAAACUA